Alternaria incomplexa is the source of this 2322-nucleotide messenger RNA. RefSeq lists its product as uncharacterized. Gene Ontology annotation, molecular function: ATP binding; protein serine/threonine kinase activity. The coding region runs from base 1 to 2322 and encodes 773 amino acids. Lineage: Eukaryota; Fungi; Ascomycota; Dothideomycetes; Pleosporales; Pleosporaceae. The record is from RefSeq and is a predicted model, not a curated record. Gene Ontology annotation, biological process: protein phosphorylation; intracellular signal transduction. Gene Ontology annotation, cellular component: cytoplasm; nucleus. The transcript is spliced from 3 exons.
AUGCAUCCAGAAUCACAAGCACAGCCACAUGGCUGGGCCUCUCUUGAGGAGAGGUAUGAGGUGAUGAAGGAGAUUGGCGACGGCAGCUUCGGCAGCGUCGCGCUCGCACGCGUUCGAACUGCGGGAUCUCACAUCGCUCGUCGUGGUACUCUGGUCGCGAUCAAGACUAUGAAGAAGACGUUUGACUCAUUCUCGAGCUGUCUUGAACUGCGAGAGGUCAUCUUUCUACGGUCGCUACCACCGCAUCCUCAUCUGGUACCGGCUCUGGACAUCUUCCUGGACCCCUACAGCCGAAGGCUUCACAUUGCCAUGGAGUUCAUGGACGGCAACCUGUACCAACUCAUGAAGGCCCGGGACCACAAGCCAAUGGACGCGCAUAGUGUAAAGAGCAUCCUCUUCCAGAUAAUGUCCGGACUGGAGCACAUCCACGACCGCGAGUUCUUCCACCGCGACAUCAAGCCAGAGAACAUCCUCGUCUCGACAUCGCAACAGAACGACACAUCGCAUCCUUUCCGCCGCUACUCAGCAAUGAUGACCCCUCCUUCGACACCCCCAGCCUACACAAUCAAGAUUGCCGACUUUGGUCUUGCCAGAGAGACUCACUCCAAGCUCCCCUACACCACGUACGUUUCGACCCGAUGGUACCGCGCCCCGGAAGUGCUCCUACGUGCCGGUCAAUACUCAGCGCCAGUCGACAUUUGGGCAGUUGGUGCCAUGGCUGUCGAGAUUGCAACCUUGAAGCCCCUCUUCCCUGGUGGAAACGAGGUUGACCAGGUCUGGAGGGUGUGCGAAAUCAUGGGCAGCCCCGGAGGUUGGGUCAACAAGCACGGCCAACGCGUCGGUGGUGGUGAGUGGAAAGACGGUGUCCGGUUGGCACAGAAGCUGGGCUUCUCAUUCCCCAAGAUGGCCCCUCACUCAAUAGACACCAUCUUGCCAUCGCCACAAUGGCCUGCCAGCUUGGCACAGUUCGUCACAUGGUGCCUGCUUUGGGACCCCCGUGCCAGGCCUACUUCCCGACAAGCACUCGACCACGAGUACUUCCAAGACGCCGUAGACCCUCUACGACUGAAGUCCUCAUCUUCCAGAUUAUUGGGUCGCAAAGGAUCCGAACUCUCCGGCACCAACUCCCCAGACGCAUCGCCCAAGCUCACGUCGAAGACCUCAUCAUGGCUCCGUCGAUCAUUGGUCGCACGUGAGAGCGCACCAGCAGUCCCGCAACACACCACACAGCAGCCGUUGUCACCGCGACCAUCUCCAGCCCAUGCUAACUCUGGCGAUGUGAGUGGGUCAACGAAGCAGCGUCCUGCUGCCACUAAGCGAGCUACGUGGACGAAUGGGGCCUCCAACAACGGAGCUCCCAUCCCCAUUCUGCCCUCCAUCAAGCCGAUCUCUCCUUUAUCGGCGGAAGUCACUGCACAAGCCAAUGUACGUGCUGCCAAUGGAGAGCAAGCCGCCGGCAAGAUUGGACGACAACUCUCUCUCGCAUCACAUGGCAACCACUACGCAGACGUGCAUCGACAAGAAGCCGAAAGAGCAUUGAAUGGUCAAUCAGAAGUCACUUCACCCUCAAACGGACAGAAGGAAGGUUUCUUCUCACACCUGCGGAAACGUGCUCGACGCCUUUCUGGGCGUUACCAGACUCCCAUGUCGCCGAACUCUGACGAUAUCGAGGCCAACGCUGGAUGUGCACCAUGGGCUGCCACUAGCGCUAGGCAAUCAUUGGUGAUGGACCAGUCACAAGGCGCAGCGUCUGGUUCUACCUCAGACUUCUCUGAGCUAGACAAGGCAUUGCAACAUGUCAGGGACAGUGUUGAAGCGCACUCCCAACAGACAGCCUCAACGAAGAGCUCGCGUGUUGCAACUAACCCAAUGCUCAAACGCCACCACUCAGUGCCCCACGGUCCCGAGCCCCGGAACUCUGAGAACGCACCCAAUGCACCGAUCUCCAGCAGGACACGACGCGCGAUGCAGAACAAAUCGAACCCAUCAAAUAGGUACGAGACGCCUAAUGAGGAAGAGGAACUGCUCAGCGAAGUUCUGGCAUCCGCCACAAAGGCUGCAAAGAAGCUGGACAACCCGAAACCUCAAGGACCACGUGGUCCUGCGGCAUCCUACCUGACACCGUCGCCAUCAGCGAACCGUAACAGCGUGGGUUUCGGACAGUCUGACUACAUGACACCCAGCAAGCCUAUGGACAUCUCUCAACAUCAGAGCAAGAACGAGCAGCCUGUUUCCAAGUGGCCCACACCACCCGAUGACGGCUCAGACUGGGCUUCAAGUGUGGCUGCCAGCCUCAUGGCAGCACAGACCCGACACCGAUGA